AUGGAGGAAAAGGAAAAGGGAUAUGUUGGCCUGAAAUUAAGAGCUGGCUGAAUUGAAAGCCAAGAACUCGCGUGGAUUGAUCAGUUGAUGACCGCCAUCGAAAAUCUUGCUUUAUUAGUUCAAAUAAUCGCUAAAAGCUAUUCUAAGUGGUUUACAACUAUCACUGCUAGUGAAAUCAACAAAAUGUACAAUGGCAUUGGUCUAACAACAGCUCGGGGUUCUGGAACAAAUGGAUAUGUCAGUAGGAACCUGGCAUUUGUGCAUACAACAAAGGAUAAAGUCAAGUAUAAAACAGAAGAAGAGAUUCAAAGGUUGGAUUCCAUCUCACACAAAAAACCAAAUCUGGAGAUUUUGGAUCAUGAGCGGAAACGGAAAUUGGAGCUGAAGUGCCUUGAAUUAAGAGAAGAUUUAGAGGAACAAGGGAUAGACGAGGAUAUCAUUGAAUCGAAAUUAGCCGAGUUCCGCGCUUCACUGGUGCAGAAAGAUGCAGAAAACGGCAAAGAUACAACAACCUACGAAACAGAUGAAUAUGGCCGGAUAGUUGUCCGGGAAACUCAUCAGAUAGCUGCUGCACAAGAAGAAAAGAACCGUAGUCUUCGCCAAGCGUUUGGUAUUAGCGAAUACUUCAUCGAAGGUAGUAGUUUGGAUCCCAAUCGCAAAAUUCGCGAAACUGCUGCUAAACAAGCAGCUGAACAAAAAACCUAUACGAUCGUUCGAACGCCGAGUCCGGAGCCUCAGGAAGAAUCCCAGGUUCCCGAAGUUGUUUCUGUUGCUCCACCUAAGUCCAAAAAGAGCAAGAAAUCGAAGAGCAAAAAAAGUAAGAAGAAUAAGAAGAAAGUGGAUACAGAAUCAGAUGAUGAAGAAGAUCAAGAAGAACCUAAAGAGAAAACCAAAUCGCGAAAAUCUCUUGAUUCUUCUGAUACCAGAAAAUCCGAUUCCAAAUACAACGAUCGCCCUGUAAGUCGUACGGAAUCUUCUAAGCCAUCACGCCACCGUCAUGAUACUCCAAGUCCUCCUCGUCGGCGCGCAGGGGAAGAAUCACAAAAUCGCAAGCGUCGUGCAAGUUCAGAAAGAGAAGAAGAGAAUCCUAGCCGAGGUAGACGGGAUGAAGUUGAAAGAAAGAAAACAAGAGAAGAUUCCCAGCUUAAUGCCGACAAAAAAGAUAGUUCCAAUAAUAGGAGGGAAAGUCGUUAUGCCCGUUCUUCCUACAGAUCUCCGGAAAGAAGCAACCGAAAUGAUUCACGAAGUGAUCGAGACCGCCGCGAUAAUUACCAUCACUCCACACGUCGCGAAGAUAACAAUCGACCCGAUGUGUCUAAAAGCGGACACAGAGAAGUCGAAAGAAAACAAGACGAGAAAGAGAAUCGUGAAGUUCAAGGACACACACAGUCUAAGCAAUACGUUACAGAAGAUCGCGGUCGUCGUGAAUCUGAAAGGCCUUCCGACUUGGUAGCGAACAAGACAGUCGAUGAGCCGGUGCAGUUGACUGAGAAAGUUUCAAAUUCAAAAGCGGAAUCAGAACCACCCAUUGUGGAACAAAAAAAGAAAGAGAUGACCACCAGUCAACAAACAGAAAAAAUGAAAGCUGAUUUAGCCAAACUAGGAUCAUUCAUAGACCAAAUUGGGCGAUCGAAGAAGAAAAAGUCUCGACACGAUUCAAGUCGAUCUUCAUCUUCUUCCAGUUCGUCGUCAAGCUCUGAUUCGUCCGAUUCGGAUGAUACUUCUUCUUCUGACUCGGAUUCUUCUUCUUCGUCCUCGUCGUCAUCAUCAUCCUCUUAUUCGUCCUCAUCGUCGUCAACACCGUCAAAAACUUCUGCUCCUCGUUCCAAAGAUAAACGUUCACCAUCUCCUCCUCGUCGAUCAGGGUCGCCUAGCUGGAAGGACCGUAGGCGUAUCACCAGUGCCAGGAAAAAACCAGUUCCAUAUCAAAGGUGCGCACCUGCCUGGAGUACGUCUAGCUCAACAGAAAGCAUAGACUCUUCCUGGAGAAGCAAUUCUAGUUCAUCCAGUGGGCGUUUCCGCCGCUCUUCAAGUCGUAGUCGUUCGUUCUCGCGUUCAAUUAGCCGUUCUCGUUCACGCUCUAGCUCCGACUCACCGAGUCAAAGACAAGAGCAUUAUCGUUACAGAUCUCGUUCUUACUCCUCUAGCGAGAGUUCUUCUUUGUUCAGUGUAUCUUCUCGUUCGACCGUGUUCGACCGAUCUCCCAGCGUCCUCAGCUGUUAUUCUGUCAGCAGCACAUCUAGUCAUCAUUCGAGUACAAUCUACCGUCAGCGUUCAGUUCAAACAUAGUCCACCAUUCAAGUCAUGUUUCUCUCAACGGAGUCUGAAUCUCACACUGCUUACUUAAUAGUGUUGCUUUCGGUGGUCAACCAUGGAAACCAAAGUCUUUCCCACUUAUGUCAUGCAGACAGCUACCGGACUGUCUUGAUAUACCUUUUGUAUUAUUUCAUUAAAACCAAUGGAUCUUCUUCACAUAAAUUUUUAUAACGAAGUGUCGAGUUGUAUUCCAGGGUUGCUUAUAAAGCUUCCUGGAUGUUCAACGAUCACACUAUUGGAUAAUAUGUGUCUGUAGCGAGUUUACUCAGUCAUUGCAAGUUUGAAAACACUAGUAACAUAUUGGUUGUAUUGCAAUGUUUGAUGACUCUUUGCAAAAGUAAGUUUGUUGUUGCGUGCUGUAUAGUAUUUUUGUCUUCGUACAUUUUUGUUUCAAUGUAAUCUGUCUGGUUAUUGCGCUUCUGCAUGAAUCCUUUGAUCUUAUUGCAAUUUUAGUCCCCACAACUGAUGAUCUCUGAUUACUUUUCCAACUUUUACCAACAUUCCUGAUACUCUAUGCUUAGGCUUAUUCAAUUAUUUUGGAAAGCAAUGAACAUGCAAUACUCUAAUGAUCUUACCACCAUUUCUACACAUAGGCUGUAUUUCUAACUAUCUUAACAUUUAAAGUGAAAAUAUGCUAAUUUGGUUAUCGUUUGUGGCGUUCUGUUUGUGGCUUUAUAUGGUGUCAUUGCAUUUUAUAGAAGGCGAAUACAUUAAUUUAACAAUUUACGUAUCGGUACGUAUAACAAAGUGAUCAUUUCAAGUUAUUCCUUUAUUAUUUUAGGACUUAAAAGUGCUUCCUUUUCCUUGCUACUUUGCUAGCACUUCUUCCUCCUUUCUAGAGCUUACAUACGUAAAUCGCAAAAUCCUUGCGUUUAAAGAGAGAAAAGCAUGCUCAACAUCCAUAAUGAAGGGAAGGCAUGUCAGUUUUCGUAACAAGUUGAAAAGCUUCGGAAGGGACAUGGGGAGUUACGUGACAUUUAGGGACACAGAAAUUAUGAUGUAACUUCCUCAUGCUGAACUACAUAGCUUUGAUUUGUCUUCUAUAUAAUAGUCUCCGUCACUUGAACAGUCAAUUUAUUAAUGUUAGAGUUAACAAAGACGUAUAACACGUCUCGUCCAAACGUCUGCAUUUCAUUGCAGAACCUUACGGUUGCAGUCGUCAUCACGAAGAUUAACUGUCUUUCAUAGUGCCCAAAUGGUCGGUAGAAAUAAAUGGUUAUGACAUGAAUAUUCGUUUUAUUCCAAACACUUGUUGCAAUUGUUAUCGCGAAAUGUGUGCCCAAUCGGGGAUCGGAGCUUAGAGACAAAAGGAUGAAAACUUUAUUGAGGGAUUUUUCCCUAAACAUAGCCAAAUGCGACCAGUCAAAGCGUGAUUGGUCCAAAUUUUUCUACACACAACACUGACACGAGACCCCUAGUACAAGGUAGGGCGAGCAGAUUUCACUGUUCCACAGCCAUCUGAGGGAGUGUUAUUUGUUUGUGGAAUACCGCGUUAGGGUCUUACAUAGUUAAUUCUUUAUUUUAUAGCACAAAUUUGUCAGUACAGGACGUAUUUAUUAUCGUCAUGUCGGACCCUGGUGGAUUCGAUCCUUGUGAAUGCCUGUGGAAUCACGAACUGGCGAUGCAACGUUUGAUUUCCUUGCUCAGGUCAUCACAGUCAUACUGCACAGAUAAUGAAUGUAAUUCUGAUCUGCCUGGACUACAAGGACAGGCACAGAAUGAAACGAUGCCCUUUUUGUGUUUUGUUGGAUUGUACUUGCAUUGGCUUUGUUUUUCCUUCGACCAAGUUCAGCAAUGCGUCAGGGUGAUGCUAAACCAAGUGAUAACCAGGGACCUGGCCCGCAGCCUCCUAACCCACCUCCAGCUGUGAAUUAACUCUACAACGAAAAUACUGUAUACAUUAUAUUGGAAUCUUAUUCUUCAUUACAAAUGUGAAUGGCUGUAUUAUUUUUCAAAAGUUUCAUUCCAGUUUCUUGGGUAUAAUUUCUUUUUUUAAUCAUUUACAAAAUUAUUUUUCUCUGUUUUUCCCUUGAUUAUACAGUACAUUAUUUCAGUUGAA
Daphnia magna is the source of this 4375-nucleotide messenger RNA. RefSeq names its product serine/arginine repetitive matrix protein 2-like. The transcript has 8 exons. NCBI's taxonomy places the organism in Eukaryota, Metazoa, Arthropoda, Branchiopoda, Diplostraca, Daphniidae. Bases 88 to 2289 code for a protein of 733 amino acids. The record is from RefSeq and is a predicted model, not a curated record.